Messenger RNA from Orbilia oligospora ATCC 24927, 582 nucleotides. RefSeq lists its product as uncharacterized. The transcript has a single exon. Bases 1 to 582 code for a protein of 193 amino acids. NCBI's taxonomy places the organism in Eukaryota, Fungi, Ascomycota, Orbiliomycetes, Orbiliales, Orbiliaceae. The record is from RefSeq and is a predicted model, not a curated record.
AUGGAUCACUACAAUUCUGCUCAACGCCAGGAUGGCUACGGCGGCCAAAGGCAACCGCGGAUGUACAGCUCGGGAUCAUCCAAUGACCAGCAGUACUACCAGGGGGAAUAUGACGAUCAAUACGCUCCGCAGCAGCAAAAAGACAAACGCUCCCAGCGUGCUUCACGCCAACAGGUCAAUUAUGACCAUCAAUACGCUUCACAGCAGCAAGGUGGUUACGACUACGAGUAUGACCCGCAACAGCAAGACGAUUACGGCUACCAGAAUGCUUCGCAACAGCAGUAUGGUGACUACGAUUACCAACAAGCAUAUGGCUCGCAGCAAGGAUUCCAGGCUGCGUCCUCUUCAGAAGCAGCUGGUCCAUCAUCCCAUGUCGCAGACCAUCAGCAGUCUCGAAGACACAAAAAACCAAAGGCCCAUAAAGAUGCUGUUCGAAUGAAAUCGGAGAGGAUGUGGGAGUGCCACAUGUGUGGAAGUCCUUGGAAUCCCGAGAUUCAUGAGGCAUGCUCAGCACCAGACUGCUAUCACGUCCGCUGUUCUGAGUGCAUUUGGAUUAACUACAGAGUUCCCGCAGAUGCCUGA